Messenger RNA from Manis pentadactyla (Chinese pangolin), 3128 nucleotides. It is a transcript of the gene GABRP, whose product is annotated as gamma-aminobutyric acid type A receptor subunit pi. NCBI's taxonomy places the organism in Eukaryota, Metazoa, Chordata, Mammalia, Pholidota, Manidae. The record is from RefSeq and is a predicted model, not a curated record. Gene Ontology annotation, cellular component: neuron projection; synapse; membrane. The transcript has 11 exons. Gene Ontology annotation, molecular function: GABA-A receptor activity; extracellular ligand-gated monoatomic ion channel activity; neurotransmitter receptor activity. The coding region runs from base 278 to 1600 and encodes 440 amino acids. Gene Ontology annotation, biological process: nervous system process; regulation of membrane potential; chemical synaptic transmission.
UUUCCCAAUGGAGAGGGCCACUUCACCAGAGUGUGGCUAGUGCCCACACCCAAGGGGUAAGGGCUGAGGAUGAGACCCUUGAGGACCCAGAGGACCAUGCCCUGCCUGAAAGCCCAGCCUGAAGGCCCAAGGGACCUGCCCUAAGGGAGCCUGGCAGAUACCUGGAUUCAACUUGUGACCCUUCAAAAUGAAGCCACUCCUGGGUGACAUGCAGGGAGCAACAGCUGUAACCAAAAGGUGAUUCCUAUUCAGCCCUUCUCUGCGUGAGCACCUCAACAUGAGAUACAGUUUCCACUUGACCUUCAUGUGUCUGAGUCUCUUCACUCCAAGGAUGUGUGCCCAGGGGAACCAGUUCAACAUUGAAGUCAGCAGAAAUGACAAGCUCUCCCUGCCUGGCUUUGAGAAUCUCACAGCAGGAUAUAACAAAUUUCUCAGGCCCAGUUUUGGUGGCAAACCAGUGCAGAUAGCGCUGACACUGGACAUUGCAAGCAUUUCCAGUAUUUCAGAGAGCAACAUGGACUACACAGCUACCAUAUACCUCAGACAGCGCUGGACUGACCAGCGGCUGGUGUUUGAAGGCAACAAGAGCUUCACUCUGGAUGCACGCCUUGUGGAGUUCCUCUGGGUGCCGGACACUUACAUCGUGGAGUCCAAGAAGUCCUUCCUCCAUGAAGUCACCGUGGGAAACAGGCUCGUCCGCCUGUUCUCCAACGGCACAGUGCUAUAUGCUCUCAGAAUCACGACGACUGUUGCAUGUAAUAUGGACCUGUCUAAAUAUCCCAUGGACACACAGACAUGCAAGUUGCAACUGGAAAGUUGGGGCUAUGAUGGCAAUGACGUGGAGUUCAGCUGGCUGAGAGGGAACGACUCUGUGCGAGGACUGGAAAACCUACGGCUUGCUCAGUACACCAUACAACGGUAUUUCACCUUGGUCACGAGAUCCCAACAGGAAACAGGAAAUUAUACACGAUUGGUCUUGCAGUUUGAGCUUCGGAGGAAUGUCCUGUAUUUCAUUUUGGAAACCUAUGUUCCUUCCACUUUCCUGGUGGUGUUGUCCUGGGUUUCAUUUUGGAUCUCCCUCGAUUCAGUUCCUGCAAGAACCUGCAUUGGAGUGACCACCGUAUUGUCAAUGACCACACUGAUGAUUGGGUCCCGCACAUCGCUUCCCAACACCAACUGCUUCAUAAAGGCAAUCGAUGUGUACCUGGGGAUCUGCUUUGGCUUCGUGUUUGGGGCCCUACUGGAAUAUGCAGUUGCCCACUACAGCUCUUUACAGCAGAUGGCAGCCAAAGAUAGGGGAAUGGCAAAGGAAGUGGAAGAAGUCAAUAUUACUAACAUCAUCAACAGCUCCAUCUCCAGCUUUAAGCGGAAGAUAAGCUUUGCCAGCAUUGAAAUUUCUGGUGAUAACGUCGACUACAGUGAUUUGACAAUGAAAACCAGUGACAAGUUCAAGUUUGUUUUCCGAGAUAAGAUGGGCAGGAUUGUUGAUUAUUUCACAAUUCAAAACCCAAGUAAUGUUGAUCGAUAUUCCAAAUUACUAUUUCCUUUGAUUUUUAUGCUAGCCAAUGUAUUUUACUGGGCAUACUACAUGUAUUUUUGAGAGCAUAUUGAAUUGUUUGCAUGCCAUAGGACUUCAAUGGAACAAGGUAAUAACGCAAUGGUAUUCUAAGUCAAGUGUUCAUGAUAACCCAGUGGUGCUACAAAUGACUAAUAUGACAUUUGUGCAUUUCUCCUCAAAGAAUGGAACCCCAACCAUUAUUUAAGCUGUGUAGAAGUCUUAGCAUUACAGAGUCUUAUAAUAAAAACAUCAAUCCAUUCCUUUUUUAUCUUGGCAAAAGACAUCCCCAUGGAGCCCAAGAUUACAAACUUACACAGGACUGGCUAUUUGCUCAGUACCUCUGUGGUCUGCCUUUACCUCAUAGAAAGUAUGAGAAAGAGGCCAACCAUUACAUGUACUGAGUAACCCUCAACUGUCAGGGGGUGUUUCUAAAUUAAUGAUACAUGCUGUUUACUACAUCUCUGCCGUAAUGUAAAACGCAUUUUUGCCUAUUUACGGAGCAACAUUUUCUAAUUUUUGUUUUUAAUUAAAAUGAAAUGCAGGCCUAAGUCAAUUCACUGGAAGUCAAUACACUAACUUAAUAACAAGAUGAGUUUUUGAUACAGUAUUUAAUACAAUCUCAGAAUUGUCCCCAAAUUCGAAUAAGUCCUACACUGAAAAGUCAAAUAUAAGUGAAGAAAAAAUUAGUGGAUCAAUUAUCUCCAACACAAAUCCCUUGUUUCUAAGAUUUAAUGGAUUCCCUAAACUAGAAGGACUCUGGGGCUAUAUUUCCCAUGUGAUAAGUCUUAUCAUUUUAUUAUUAUAUGCACAUCAGUCCUCAACAAUGCUAAAGCCCUUGCCCCUCAUCAGGGAUGGAAAUGGAAGAAUUUUUUUUCCUUAUUCUAGGAGUCUUACUAUGGACUGAUGGCAUCAAGACUUACAGUAUUGAAUCCAUUUCUAUCUUCUACUCUGACACUAAUCAACACUUUCCUAGGAGCAAAUGCCCUGCAUCCUUCCAAGAGGAACUUUUAUUUCUAUGUUCUAAUGACCAGGAAUGAUGUUUAUUAGAUAACAAACUGCAUUAUUCAGAAGCAAGUGGCUUAGCAAAAGUGAGCUUGCCUUGGUCAGAUCCCUGAUCCUUUCUUACUGGACUAUUUUGAGUGGCUUAACCUGUCUGAGUAGGAGAAUGCUGUUUCAGAACCUCCGUUCAGGCUGCAGGUGAUCUGUCUUUCCAAGUCCAACCACUCUCACCUGAUAUAAGAAACACCUUAGGAGCAACCUUACUCCUUGGCCAAGCUCUGCUAACAGCACCAUAAAGUGGCCAUUUAUGAGUGUUCCAUAAAAAAAGCCUUCCAGUUCAGUCUCAAUCUUUUUAAAGAAUCUUGCCAUUCUCGAGCUUCCAUUUUUAGUAAAUGUUUGCCUUUACCCUUCCUUUCAAGAAGAUUAUCCAUUUCUAUAACCGCCUAUACCACAGGUGGUUUCCUUUAUGAGACUUCUUACUAUUCAGUUUCUUGGUUUUGGUCGCCUGAGCUUUUAACAAUGUUUCUAAUGGGAAUGGGGGAAUUAAAAGAGGUGACAUGUGGUUGUAUGA